This is a messenger RNA of Lotus japonicus, 1193 nucleotides long. Its product is annotated as GDSL esterase/lipase At5g45960-like. Lineage: Eukaryota; Viridiplantae; Streptophyta; Magnoliopsida; Fabales; Fabaceae. Gene Ontology annotation, molecular function: hydrolase activity, acting on ester bonds. The transcript is spliced from 5 exons. Bases 62 to 1168 code for a protein of 368 amino acids. The record is from RefSeq and is a predicted model, not a curated record.
AAGUUCCAAACUUUGAACCCAUCUUCACCACACUUUAUUCUGUCAUACUGAAAACCUCAUUAUGGGAACCUCUGAUACACAUUUGUUGCUUUCUUCUAUUAUGCUGACUUUCAUUCUUUGCUUGUCAUGUUCCAUGGCCAAAGUUGAAGCUUUAAACAAAAAUGUCUCUGCCUUUUAUGUGUUUGGAGACUCCACGGUAGACCCUGGAAACAACAACUAUAUAGACACGCCUUUCAGGAGCGAUUUUCCACCAUAUGGCAUGGAUUUUUCUAGCCAUGUUCCUACAGGGAGGUUUAGCAAUGGGAAGCUUCCCACUGAUUACAUUGCUUCAUAUAUAGGCCUGAAGGAGCUUCUUCCACCUUAUUUGGACCCAAACAGCAAUAACCUUGAAGUGCUCAUGACAGGAGUUAGUUUUGCCUCUGCUGGUUCUGGUUUUGACCCUCUUACACCAAGCAUAUCAAAUGUAAUUCCACUGCCAAAGCAGGUGGAAUAUUUCAGAGCAUGCAAACAGAGGCUGGAAGGUGCUCUGGGUAAGCAAAGAAGUGAAGAUCAUAUGAAGAAGGCUGUGUUUUUCAUCAGUGCUGGUACCAAUGAUUUUGUACUUAAUUAUUUCACUCUGCCAAUGAGGAGAAAGACUUAUACUACUCCCUUAGCCUACCAGCAGUUCUUGAUCCAGCAUGUCAAAGAAUUCAUACAGGGUUUGUUGGCAGAAGGCGCACAAAAAAUUGUAAUAGUUGGAGUACCUCCAAUUGGAUGCCUACCAUUCAUGAUCACCCUGAAUUCCCCUAAUGCCUUUUUGCAACGUGAUUGUCUGGACAAUUAUUCAUCCGUUGCUAGAGAUUACAACCUACUUCUCCAACGUGAACUAAACGGAAUGCAAUCGCAGUUCAGAUCAUUUAAUCCAGAUGCUAAGAUCUACUAUGUUGACAUAUAUGGACCUAUAGCAGAUAUGAUUCAAGCUCAUGAAAAAUUUGGAUUUGAUGAGGUGAAUAGUGGCUGUUGUGGAAGUGGGUACAUUGAAGCAUCAGUUUUGUGUAACAAGAUUUCAAAUCUGUGCCCUGACCCAUCUAAAUACGUGUUUUGGGAUUCAAUUCACCCAACAGAGAAAGCAUACCACAACCUCUUCUUAGCUAAUGUGCCCAAAAUCGAUUUCAUCGUUAACAACUAGAAUAAGCUCCUAUAGACAUGUUCCU